Messenger RNA from Dicentrarchus labrax (European seabass), 2275 nucleotides. RefSeq lists its product as uncharacterized. The record is from RefSeq and is a predicted model, not a curated record. The transcript has 4 exons. Lineage: Eukaryota; Metazoa; Chordata; Actinopteri; Moronidae. The coding region runs from base 186 to 1874 and encodes 562 amino acids.
UGUUAUUGUCGUUAAAAAAAAAUGUGAGUGUAUGUAUGUGUGCGUGUGUGUGUGUGACACUACAACGUAACUAUGCAAGGACGGAAAUAUUUCGGACGUGAAAAGAAAAGAGGAAUCUCUUUCUGACGAGGUUUUCACGAGAGAUUUUCCGCCCAACUCACAGAGUUCCUCUGGAGUGAGAGAUCAUGGGCCGACUGGAUGAUGCUGCCAAACACAAAGUAGUGGAGCUGCGGAAGGCUGGUCUGAGUUUCCGUAAAAUAAAAGCUGUGCUGGAGCUGGAGAACAUCAAGGUAUCUGCCCAGGCCAUCUACCUGUUCCUGAGGGAGUUUCAAGGCAGGCCGCCAGGUAGGGUUCGACCCGUGGAAGCUAGAAGCAGCACAUCGCCAGCGCAGGUGCAGCCUCGAGCUGGGGUAGUACAAGAGAGCUGGAGUAAUAUUCAUCUCCAAAAUCUUCUGCGGGAGGCAUCUCACCAUGCUGGCUUUACAGCAGCUGCAAAUUUUCCCAAGAACACUUCCACAAAUCCGGAUACUGGUGCAAAGCCAUCUGGGUCUGGGGAGACCAGUGGAGGCAAGAGGCCAGAACAGCAGCACGAGGGAGAUAAGGAAGAAAAUGACAUCCAGAUUGUUAGUGUCACCUCCCUUGCACAGAACAGCGAACAUAGAACUCCCCAGUCCAUUGUUACAAGGGCCGAGGCAGGCGCUGUGCCUUCCACGGUAACAGUUUCAGGAGCACUCAUGAGGAGGAGAGUCACUCCUUCUCCAGCCACAAAUUCAAUGCUGGCAGCUCGAAAGAGGCUUUUGGAUAAAGCUCUCUCACACAGGAUGAAGUCAUUCCACCAGGUGGCAUCCUUGUUGAGGAGAGAUCACUUGAGUGUCCAAGGUGCUGAUAUGAGAAGUGCAGUGCAACAGCCACCUGAAACUUAUGAUCUGACCACUGAAAAGAGUGUUAUGGAAGGUCAGCCUGGAGGCGGUAGCGCCCCCAGGCGUUUUGUCACACAGAGACCGGGUCUCUCCGUCCGUUCACUUCAUCCUCUCCCCCGGGUUGGCAUUCGUCUUCCUAAUCGGUCACCGUCACCUUUAACAUCCUCGGCUCCAGGGGUUGCCGUCAUCCGACUACAGACCCCUGGAGGCCAGGGCGCCACUCGUAGCGAGGGGAACCCGAGCCCCCAGCAGGCAGUCCAGGAUGCCGGAGGGAGAGGUGGUCUGCAGGAUCAGAUUCAGACCCUGGGCUCUGAGGUGCGCAGCUUGGGUCUGGCGGUGAAGAUGCUGGUGGAGCAGCAGUGCCGCCUGGAGAGGGAGCAAGUGCAGCAGACUCACAUUCAGAAGCAGAUCCUCAGCACUCUUCAGAGUUUUGCCUCUAAACUUGGACGUUGUAGCGGUAUUCAACAGCAGCACAACAAAACUCCAUCACCCUCUGAUUUACAAACAGUUUCUGCAUCUACUUCCUUCAGCCAAGACACCUUCAACUUCAGUCAAGGCACGUACAGUCAGUGCAGCCAAACCCAGCCAAGCUAUAACUCUUUGGAGAGUUUAGAAAAUGUUGAGGCCUUUAAACUGCCAGGACUGAGCCCUUCAAGCAUGAAUGGGUUUCCACCGUGUAGCAAUGCUGAGAACCUCCAACUUACCCACACUCCCCCUCAAACACAACCGUAUGCAGCUGCUUACCAACAGCAAAACUGUCAAGCACUCAUGCCACCUUACACGCAGUCCUAUGUCUCUACAUACAACCAGUCACAUUCUCAGACUUUCAGAGGGUCAGAGAGUAAAACGUCUGAUUUCCCAAGCAGCUGUUCAGCAAGGACUCUCCAGGACUGCAGUGUGUCCACCCAGCCACAGGAUCAACAGAUCAAUAUUGUCAAAGUGGAAGGACCUUAGAGGGCUUCAGAUGCCACUGUGUUUUGGGACCAUAAGGGCUUAGGUGUGCUUUUUUUAAGAGUUGCUUUGGAAUACUUAUUUAAGUCACAUGUUUUUACAAUGAACACAUGCUGUAGCAUUUUUUAAAUUAAUUUAUUUCCAAAGUACAUUUGAAGAGAAUACAAACAGCAAUAGAAUAAAGGCAUUACAGUGCUUUAAUAAUGAAAAUGUGUUUAGGAUUUAUUUGUCUUUACUAUGGACAAUAAUUACAGAAUUACAGAAAAUGAUAAGUUAUGUGUUUUAUUUAAGACUAUGUUUAUUUUGUAUCUGUUAUUUUUCUGUCACUAGGAUUGGCAUUACAAACUUAAGUUUCAUACCUCUAUGCUAACUGAUAAAAAAUAAAAAGAUUAUUAUGAUCCAAA